GUCUCUCCGCCUGUUAAGGAGCGAGCAUGUCCCAUUUACCCGCGACAUAUUAUACACCAGUGUUUCAUAAAUAUCAGGCUGUUUGUCAAAGACGUGAGGCUUAUCCUAACAGGUCAGGAGACAAUGAUGAGCCUGACUCCACUAUUUUGCCUGCUGUCUUUUCAACUUCCUUUUGUUUUUCCUGCAAGAAACAUCUCUCUGAAGUGCGUGCAAGAUACUGAUGAAUUCCUUUCUGAUCUGAAUUCAGUGAAGCCCAAAGAAUACGCCCUAAGAAUGUAUGACUCUCUGGGGAAGCUUGGGAGCAACACUUUCAAUGGAAACAUGGACAGGCUGGGAUCAUACAUGGAGUGUCUUUCCACCCAUGCUCCCAAGGGGAACUUCCGAGGGCAGUACUGCAAGCUUCAUAUACUGCAGGAUGGGGCUGACUACAGUGUGGGCGUGUGUGUCCCUGAUUCUUGUGCUGAAGAGGAUGUGACUCUGAUGUCUCGGCUGGAUACUUUAAGAUUCAGAAAUACUUCAUUUUUGGCCCCUUCCCUCUUUCUUUUUACAAUAAAUUCUUCCUCCUUGUCUGGUGGGAGUGUGACCAGAUGUGCUGCUGGAAACAUCCCCCUGGACACAUUUGCUGCCGUGUGUCUGUUCAUCACCUUGCUGGGUCUCAUCCUCCCUCUGGCUGGAACAGUCUGCGUGGCAGCUAGGGAAUGGGGGUCAGCCUGCAGGACAUCGCGGGAACACGGGGAACCUCUGGCCACUUACGGGAGUCUGCCAUUGAGCGAGGCGGAGAAUAAUGAACAAAGAAGCAGAAUCCCACGGACACACUGCCCGGCACAUCUUCUCCUGUCAGCAGCCUCCAGCAGAGGAAAAAGGUUUCUAGGAGCCGUGGCUCAUGCUCUGGAGUGCUUUUCUUGGCAGAAGAAUGUGCCAGCCAUCUGGACUACAAAGACACCAGGUGGCACCUGCUCUGCACUGAAUGGCAUUCGUGUCUUGAGUCUUCUUUGGAUCAUCUCGGGACACACCAGUCAGAUGACUGCAUGGCUGUCUUUGGAUAAUGUGCUUGAACGGAACAGCAGAGUGCUUAGAAACCCACUGUAUGUUUACUCUCGGAGUGGUCCCUUCUAUCUUGGAGUUGAUACAUUUUUCCUGAUCAGUGGUUGGUUAAGUGCAAGGUCGUUUUUAAAGAUGCAUCAGAAUUCAGACAAAGGAGUAACCUCCAAAGGCAUACUCAGAUACUUUCUCAGUCACCUGGUAAGGUUGCAGCCUCUUCACCUGUAUUCAGUGUGCUUGUUGGUUGGACUGUUCUCUCUUGUUCCCUGGGGACCUGUCUGGGAAGUGCCCAAAUUCCACUGGGAUAACUGCCAGCAAGCAUGGUGGAUGAAUCUGCUAUUGCUAAAUAACUUUGUGUCGGUCAAGAAUGCGUGCAAUGGCUGGACCUGGUACCUUGCCAAUGACUUCCAGUUCCACCUCACCACACCAGUGAUUAUCUUCAUCCAUGCAAAGAGUACACAGAUCCUCAUCCUCCCUGGGGCCAUGCUGUUCUUGGCAUCUUUCACAGCCACUGCUCUGAUCACAUUGGCAUAUAAACUUCCUGUCGUGGCUCCAUCAGAAACCAGUGAAGAGGCGAUUGUAUUGUAUUUCGUGGAGUACUACACAAAGCCCUACUGCCGAUUUGGGCCAGUUCUUGUGGGCCUCUUUCUGAGCAUUUACAUGCACCAAAACCACCAGGAAAACAUUCUCAGAACCAAGAUGCAGGUCCUGCUGGGGUGGAGCUGCUCCCUGGUCACCCUAUUUGCGGUGGCCGCUCUGGCAUACAUGGUGGAUGACUCCUCUGCUUCCUCUCUAGCAGCUGCAGCUCUCUACCAAGCCCUCCACCGGACCCUGUGGGCGGCGGCUGUGGGCUGGGUCCUCUUUGCGUGCCACGGAGGAUAUGGAGGUCUGGUGAACCGUGUGCUUUCUUGGGACAUCUGGAGUUUCCUGUCCAGCAUCAGUUAUGCUCGCUACUUGGUGCAUCUGAUUCUGAUCAUCCUUUACAAUGGUCUUCAGGAAACACUUAUUCACCACACUGACACCAACAUGUUCUAUCUUUUCUCUGGACACCGUGUGCUGACCUUCGUCACUGGGCUGACCCUGACGCUGUUCAUUGAGAAACCAUGUCAGGAACUGAAGCAGAGCCUGCUGGGCCAUGAAUGUUCUGGUUAAAACACAAAAGAAUGGAUGGGCCUUGUUGGUAAUGACGAGCAAAGAUGAGGUGGCCUUAUCUGGCGAUGAAUGCUUGCAUUCCUGAGAAGGGGUGUGAAUCUCAUUUUGUGAAAGUUUAAUAUAUACAUGUUCUUUGCAUUUAAUAUGUGAAAGAGUUCUUAGUGCUUAUGAUGUAAGAGAGUUCUCUACAUUUUUAGUAGCACAGUAAUAAACUUCUGUUGUACCAUUUUAGCAAACAACAACAACAGAAACUGGAUUUCUUUUUGGUUUAAACUGCAUUUGAUUGUCUGUAUCAAUGAUCACAGGAAAUGAUUAAAUGUCGGGCAUUUAAUGUAAUUUGGGUUAUGAAGCUCAUUUGGGUUAUGCUCUUCGCUUUUCUCUGUAAAAUUACAACAUGCAGUAUGCACUUUCCCACAACAGAAUUGUUUAGGUGUUAUUAUGGCAUCUUUGCAGACUUGUAACUUUAUCCUAGAACCUCAGUGGUAUGACCCGCUAGCAUGCAUACUUCAUGGGUCUGUCAUUAUAGGGCCUUUCAAAUAUCACCUAUUCUUCACCAUAGUCCCUGUUUUGGACUGAAUGGUAUCCCCUCCCCCAAAAGAUCUGUUGAAGUCCUAACUCCCAUUGCCUCAGAAUGUGGCCUUAUUUGGAGCCAGGGUCUUUAUAGAGAUAAUGAAGUCCAACGAGGUCACUGGGGAUGGAGACUCUAAUCCAGUAUGACUGGUGUCCUUAUAAUAAGCAGAAGUUUGGUCACGGAGACAGGCAUGCACACAGGGAAGACGAUGUGAAGACCCAGGGAGAAGACAGUCAUGUGCAAACCCAGGAACACCAAGGCAAACCCCAGAAGCCGGGGGAGGUAAGGACGGAGUCUGCCCUGGAGCUGCCCGAGAAAGCAUGGCCCCGUGGGACACCUCGAUUUUGGACUUCUGGCCUCCAGAACUGUGAGAUAAUUCAUGUCUGUUGUUUCAAGCCACCCAGUUUUUGGUACUUUGUCACAGCAGCCCUAGAUAGAUGGAUAUCCCUAUGCACCAACAUAGGGCCUCAACAAAAACUAACAGAGAAGGAAGAGACCUCAGCCAGUGGCUUCUAGCCCAACCCCCUCAAUUUGCAGCGAUGAGACCUAGAGAUGAGGAGAGACUCGCAAGGCCAAACAGAGAUGCUGGGAUCCAGGCUCUCGGAUGUGUGUUUUUUCUAGGUGUAUAAUUAUGCAUUAACGGUCUACAGUUAUGGAUUAAUUAAGUCCAUUCCAUCGCUUAUAAUAAAGCUCUUUGUGUACUUACUCAUUCAAGUAUUAACAACCGCAGGCUACAGGGUCCUUAUUAGCGUGGGAUGCGCCACAUCUGAGGAUGCUCUUUGCUGUCCAGUGCGUUUGCAAAGAUGACCAAUGUGGGUGGGGAGGGGAAGGCUGAACGUUUCACACACUCUGAUGGCCACGGACAGCUAACCUUGGCCUUGCCAGCCAGCCACGGGGAUCAUCUCCCUGAGGAUGAUGAGAUGAGAGACCUCAUCUCCCUGAGGUCUGGUCCCUCUGCUGCAGAAGCCAACCUGAGGGAGUGGGGCGCCAAGGCUCAACAGCCGCGCUGUAAGAAGGCAGCCUGAUUGGCUUUUCAGUGAACGCCGAAGUUCAUCGAGUUCCUCGGGAGCCCCCUGGUGGCUUCUUUGGCACCUGAACCCUCUCACUUAGGCCU
Messenger RNA from Gorilla gorilla gorilla (western lowland gorilla), 3878 nucleotides. RefSeq names its product O-acyltransferase like protein. Bases 124 to 2193 code for a protein of 689 amino acids. The record is from RefSeq and is a predicted model, not a curated record. NCBI's taxonomy places the organism in Eukaryota, Metazoa, Chordata, Mammalia, Primates, Hominidae. Gene Ontology annotation, molecular function: acyltransferase activity, transferring groups other than amino-acyl groups. The transcript has 15 exons.